Messenger RNA from Coccinella septempunctata (seven-spotted ladybird), 468 nucleotides. RefSeq names its product histone-lysine N-methyltransferase SETMAR-like. Gene Ontology annotation, molecular function: nucleic acid binding. The transcript has a single exon. Lineage: Eukaryota; Metazoa; Arthropoda; Insecta; Coleoptera; Coccinellidae. Bases 1 to 468 code for a protein of 155 amino acids. The record is from RefSeq and is a predicted model, not a curated record.
AUGGAAGUCAACAAAGAGAAAAUUCGGUACAUUUUACAGUUUUUCUUUGAUAAGGGCGAAAAUGCAAGUCAGGCGGCUGAAAAUGUGAAUAGUGUUUAUGGUCCCGAUACUGUAACAGCUAAUUACGCGCAAUUUUGGUUUCGUCGAUUCCGUUCGGGUAUUUUUGACGUUAAGGAUGCCCCUCGCACAGGCAGGCCCGUCGUCGAAAAUGUCGACAAAGUCACUGAAAUCAUCGAAGUGGACCGGCAUGUUAGUAGUCAUAGCAUCGCCCAGGAGUUAAAGAUCGACCACAAAACAGUUUUAAACCAUUUGCACAAAGCUGGGUUCAAAAAAAAGCUUGAUGUUUGGGUGCCACACCAAUUAACACCAAAAAACAUGAUGGAUCGAAUUUCCAUCUGCGAAGCCUUGGCCAAACGUAAUGAAAUCGGCCCAUUUCUUAAGCGGAUGGUGACUGGGGAUGAGAAAUGA